Funneliformis geosporum is the source of this 255-nucleotide messenger RNA. NCBI's taxonomy places the organism in Eukaryota, Fungi, Glomeromycota, Glomeromycetes, Glomerales, Glomeraceae. The record is from the annotation of a GenBank genome assembly.
AUGGUAGCUCAUCUCCAUGAUACAUAUUAUGAUGCUAAGGCAACCCUGAUAUCAGAAGCUGAUAUCAAGAAAAUUAGAGAAUCAAGAGGUAAGAUACCCAAUGCAUCAAAAAAAAUGGCUGAUAAAUUUCAUAUCGGAUCUAAGUGUGUUUAUGAAAUAUGGGAUAAUAAAGAACGUAUCCAGCAAGAGUUAUUUCAUUUUCCUCUGCCAAAAUACAUCACCCUUCACAAAACUGGAAAAAAAGAUAUGCAAUGA